AUGUCGUAUUUACAGGUUUUGAAGCUUUUUAAAUUAUUACACAGAACUCGACAAGAAGUUUUUAAAAAUGAUACCAGAGCCCUUGAAGCUGCAAGAAGAAAGAUAAAUGAAGAAUUCAGAAAUAACCAAGAUGAGACAUCUGAAGAGAAGAUAAAUGAGCUUCUGAAAAUAGCUUCAGAUGUUGAAGUGAUUCUCAGAACUUCUGUUAUUCAGGCAGUUCACACAGAUUCCGACAAAAUAC
This is a messenger RNA of Tauraco erythrolophus (red-crested turaco), 241 nucleotides long. Lineage: Eukaryota; Metazoa; Chordata; Aves; Musophagiformes; Musophagidae. The record is from RefSeq and is a predicted model, not a curated record.